UGAUGCUGAGAAGGAUAAACAGCCACUGGAAGUGUAUUUAACAUCUUACAUUUUCCAUCACCACUUGCUCAGCAGGCACAUCAAUCAAUCCAAGACGACACACAGGUUAUCAGUUACACCCCAAGAAAUACAAUAUUUGCAGAGUCAUCUACAAUCGGAAUAGUAACUUAGUGACCAAGGACACAGUUGCUAUGGUAAUAACUGUAAACAUUGGAAUUGCAGUACCCAUGCAGAACUAUGUGUUAACAGCAACAGAAAGAAAUGAAGCCUAAAGAACCCAACUUCUCAAAAGUAAAAGAAUGUCGAAACAGUCAGAAAAGACGGACUCUAAACUUUACAAAAGUGAGGAAGAUUCCACCAAGGCAUUUUAUAUUGAUUUCAAGAAAGUUGGCCAUCUCGACAUUACAGUUCUUUGCUCUAUAUGUCAUGAAGCAGUCCAUAUUAGACAACUUUUUCAUCAUAAACGAGCGCAUCAGGCACAAGCUGUAUUAGGUUAUCGGCAACCAUGGACUGAGAUACUAGAUCUAAACAAAUUAGCUCUUCAGCAAAAGAAGCUAAUUUUAGGAAUGAUAAAUACUCCUAAAUACACUGAAAAAAGAGCACACAAGAUUGGCUUUUCAUUUGAGUUUCUAAAGGAAAGCCUAAAAAUUACACCAUAUUUUUGCAUUGACAGUGUUGGGCAAAGUUCUGUACAUACUGAAGAAGUCAGAAACCCAGUUAUAAAAGCCAUAGCGAUUUGUCAAGACAGAAAUACUCUUUGGCAGGCAAACUUAGAAGACACAUUUGUUGUAUUAGACAAUUAUGGAAACAGGCCUGGAACAUGUUUUUUUGGACUCUUUGAUGGAAGCAAUGGCAUUUAUGCUGCAGAAACCACUUCAAUGGAGCUUCCCCUUUUAUUUCUUGGCCAGCUUUCUUGUAUAGAUUCCUCCUACCAAUUGAGUGAUGCUGAACAACAAGUACUAGAUUCAUUUCAUACUGUCUUUAGAGCAGAUUAUACUUUAAGAGAAAAAAUUUUCACCGCUAAGCCGAAGCAGACCAAAAGAUUUCAGCCAAAUGAUUACAAAUGGAUUCACAAGGCAUAUGCCAAGUCAUUUUGGCGAAUGGACAGACUAUUGCGACUUGGAAGAAAUGAAGUUUCCAGAAUUCGCUGGAGUAGCUGCUCAGCUACCACCUGUUUAGUGGAGAAGAUUAUCAGCGAGAAGCAACACCAACAAACUCAAGAUGGGGUAGAAACACGUCAAAGGAUAAGUGAGAAAAAUGAAAGGAACAUCAUGAAACAGGAGGAGCUGCCUGAAAAUGCAAGCACUGCAGAAGAAGAAAACACCACAGCACAGCAACAGGAAGUUCCACUUGUCAGUAACAUCGAGGAACAAAAGGAGACACUUGAAAAAAUAAAUGAAGAGGAAAAAACCAAUGCAGAGAAUAGUAAAUGUUUUAUCAAUAAUGAAGUCAGGCUCCAGGAAGACUGCCUGACAAACAGUGAUAAUUCUACACAGUCUGAAAAAGGUAGCACUGGAAUCAUGCAUAUUGCUAACAUUGGUAAUGCCCAUGUAGUUUUAUGCAAAAACGGGGAAAGCUAUUGGCUUACUAAAGAACAUUCCACUUACUCUACAAAAGAAAGGAGACGAGUUUUUCACAGAGGAGGACACAUCAGCUCCAAUGAACCCAAAGGAAUGGUAGAAGGAAUUAUUAGAACUACUCGUGGACUUGGCUCUCAUGGAAAUCCACAGUUAAAAAAAACUUUUAUUCCUGUCCCUCAUACAAUAUCCAUCCCAGUAGAUGAUUCAUGUCAAUUUCUUAUUUUAGCUUCUAAUGGACUUUGGGAAGUUCUAGAUAAAAAUGAAGUAGUGACAUUAGCAAUAAUUAUGUACUCUGCCUUUUUAGAAAAAUAUCAAUAUGCCCAGCUACAAAAGAGCAGAAUGGAUAAAAGUUCAAAACAAGAUAAGGAGGAGGAUUGUGAAGAAAUUUAUUUUUCAUGGUACUUGAAUCCGGAUUUUCUUUUUUCAGAGGGAGAUUUGGAAGAAGACAAUGCAGAACAGAAUAGUACAAAGAUAAGGUCACCAAUAAUCAGCGAUUCAGUGGAGGUAGAGAGAAUUCCAUCUGGGUUCUCAGCGGGCAGCUUGAAAGAGCAAAAAUUAAACAGCCCUCCCAAGAAAGCUGCUGAAUCCUGCAUACUUAAUAAGGAUACACCAUUUUCAGAAUACACAGAAACAACCUCAUCACACUCUGGCAGUCAAACCAGUUUUGAGGAAUUACAAGUGCUUGAUGCACACCAGGUAUCUGACACUGUUGAAUCAACUAACAAUCAAGCAUCAUCUCCCCAAACAGAAGAUGAAGAAACAGAUGCUACAACAUUUUAUGCCCAUGCAGCGAAAUAUAUUAGUAAGCAUCUUGUAAAAGCUGCCCUUCAAGCAGGUUCCCGAGAUAACAUUACUGUUCUGGUAACACUCUUAAAUGGAUGUGAUAAGAUACCCACUUAUCUUCAGUAUGCUUAUGAAGGUAGCCAUUAUGAAUUAUGA
Sphaerodactylus townsendi is the source of this 2519-nucleotide messenger RNA. It is a transcript of the gene PP2D1, whose product is annotated as protein phosphatase 2C like domain containing 1. The transcript has 3 exons. NCBI's taxonomy places the organism in Eukaryota, Metazoa, Chordata, Lepidosauria, Squamata, Sphaerodactylidae. Gene Ontology annotation, biological process: protein dephosphorylation. The record is from RefSeq and is a predicted model, not a curated record. Gene Ontology annotation, molecular function: protein serine/threonine phosphatase activity. The coding region runs from base 300 to 2519 and encodes 739 amino acids.